Messenger RNA from Clonostachys rhizophaga, 768 nucleotides. The record is from the annotation of a GenBank genome assembly. Lineage: Eukaryota; Fungi; Ascomycota; Sordariomycetes; Hypocreales; Bionectriaceae.
AUGGCGACGCUCGGGCUCGACGAUGACGAGCUCAAAUCCGUCGAGCAGAUGGUCUCGAGAAUCUCACAGCUCUCCAGCAGCAUCAACAGCUUGAAGCACGACCUGCUGAGAUCCGCACCGCUCCCUCCUCCAUCCUCAUUCCAGGCCUCGGCCCAGAUCCUACAGCGCAACCUCCAGACCAUCCUCGACAGCAUCACCGAGAACUCGGAGCUGUUCAGCCAGAUGGCCCUCCACCCGUCGACCAACUACCCCGGCCGCACGCAGGAGGGCCUCCUCUCGACGCUGCUGCGGAGCAAGCUCGAGCCGCAGAUGGAGGAGCGCGUGUCGCAGGGCCUCGAGACGGCGCACCGGGCCACGCCCGAGGGCAUCGCCGUCCUGCAGGAGGUGUGGGACGAGUGCCGGCGGUGGACGCAGCAGCGCAUCGCCGAGUACGUGUCCGAGGAGGCCGACGAUGUGUACACCAAGCAGGAGAGGGACGCGGGCGUGGAGAAUGUGCGGACGGGCCUGCGGAGGGAGCUCGAGGAGGACGAGAGCGACGACGAUGAGGAGGGGGAGGAUGAGGACGAGGCCGACGAUAGGACGAGGGGGUCGCAGCAGCAGCAGGGUGCGCCGCCGGUUACGCGGGGGCCGGAGCCAGAGACGUUGUUGUGGUUUGCUGCGCGGGGGGACUUUUCGGUGCCGCCGAAUAUCGAGUUUGAGCGCAAGGUGGAUGUGUAUCGAGGGCUGCAGGGCGUGAGCAUACCGCCUGAGCCGAUGCAGCAAGGCUGA